This is a messenger RNA of Limulus polyphemus (Atlantic horseshoe crab), 2256 nucleotides long. Its product is annotated as 5'-AMP-activated protein kinase subunit gamma-like. Lineage: Eukaryota; Metazoa; Arthropoda; Merostomata; Xiphosura; Limulidae. Bases 368 to 2107 code for a protein of 579 amino acids. The record is from RefSeq and is a predicted model, not a curated record. The transcript is spliced from 18 exons.
GCUGUGACAUGCUGCGAGGUUCGUGAAGUUAUCGUCGCGAGCUCUUCAACACAUGUAGAAGUAAACAUUUAUUUGAUAAUGUUGAUGAUGAGAGAAAAGUAAGUUUUAGAACACUGUAGAGGUAAUAACUAGUUCUAACAGGGUGUUGAACUUGUCGGCAGUGUUUGAAGUUGAAUACAAGGUGAAGAUCUUGUUGUGAUGUUAACCACGCCUCGCUUUGGGCUGAUUCCAGACGCACCUUUCACCAACAGUUACACCUCUGAUGUUUAAGCUUCUUAAAGAUCGUGUAUAUUUAUAAAUCUUGAUUUACAAAGUUCUGAAACUCAGCAGGGGGGUGUACAUUCUUUCGUGUGUAGUUUAAGCAGGGAUGAAGGAAUUGAAAAAGUUUCCUCAAAUAGCGGAGGAAUCGGAGGAGACACUUCUAAACUUGAGGGAGGAAGAUGAAAAGUCAGAAAAUACGUCAUCGCAAGGCGAAUCAGACUCCACAAGUUCUUUCAGUUCUUCGACAAAAAGCUUUGUGGACAAUCAGUCUCUCGUUGUUCCCAAAAUUUUAACAGUGGAUUUUGACAAGAUGUCGCUCUCAGCUGAAGGGGACUCUAACACCAGAAACCGUAUGCGUUCUCUCUCUGGUGGCACUUCAAAGAUGUCUAACACCAGCCGAUCAAGAAGAAUUUCUGGUGAUGAUGUUACUGCAGGGGGUGGUCCUUCUAGGAAGACAAACAUUUUUGAUUCAUUUCGACCACGUUCUAAAUCCGACAGCAAAAGAAAUAGACCGACUUUUAUAUCUACCUUAAGAACAUCUGUCCAACAUACACUCUCUUCCCCGACUUCUGGUGGCAGUGGAGGAAACUCUCCGAAGUCUCCAGUUCAUUCUCUACCUCCAAUUUACUGCAGCCCCAGUAUGUUCAACCCUUCCAACCAAGCAGAUUCCUCAGAUUUUAAGCGACCAAGAUCGGGGUCCGAAAGUAAGUCUGGACCCGUGUCGAAGAUGAUGGGAAUGAUUCGAAAUCGAUCUCAUUCAGUUUCAGCAGAAACUGCAGCAAAAAGAUUUGGAUCAAGCUUCGGAGCUCAGUCGGCAGGUGCCUUCUUAAGGCGGCAGUUAGGUGACCCGGAAAAAAGACGAACUUCUAUAGGUCAUCGAUCGUUUGAAGGAUGUGAUCAUCAUAGAGCCUUAAUUCACAGGAGUGACUCUAAAGGGCUUCCAACAGAUCCACUGUGUGAGAGGAUUGAUAUUGAAGAAUUGGGAGAGAAUGAGGAUCUAACUUUUGUCAAGUUUUUCCAACAUUUCCGUUGUUACGACAUCAUUCCCAUAAGUGCAAAAUUGGUUGUGUUUGAUACUCAACUAUUGGUGAAAAAAGCCUUUUUUGCCCUAGUUCACAAUGGAGUUAGAGCAGCACCUUUGUGGGACAGCACAAGACAGGAAUUUGUUGGAAUGUUAACAAUCACUGACUUCAUUCACAUUUUAAGAACCUAUUACAAGUCACCACUGGUUCAUAUGGAAGAACUAGAAGAACACAAAUUAGAGACUUGGAGAAAUGUCUUGAAGACCAAGAUCAAGCCAUUAGUUAGUAUUGGACCUGAUUUUUCUGAGCUUCCAAAACCAAGCUACCUGAAAAAAACUCUGAGGGAACUAAAAGUUGGAACUUUUGAUAAUAUUGCCACAAUCAAAGUGAGCACUCCAGUUAUUCUGGCAUUGAACCAGUUCAUAGAGAGACGGGUCUCAGCUUUACCUGUAGAGGAUGAACAGGGGAAAGUGGUGGAUAUAUAUGCAAAGUUUGAUGUUAUUAAUCUGGCUGCUGAGAAGACUUACAAUAAUUUGGACGUUACUGUAAAGAAGGCACUGGAACACAGAGUUCAGUGGUUUGAAGGAGUAUUAAAGUGUAAAUUAGAUGAUACACUUGAAGCUGUACUGGAAAGGAUAGUACAAGCUGAGGUUCACAGAUUGGUGGUUGUUGACCCUAGUGAUCAUGUUGUGGGUGUGAUUUCUCUAUCUGACAUUCUAAAAUUUCUUGUACUCCAACCAGCAGGUGAAGAUAAACCAACGAAAGAUGAAUACCCAUUCAAGAAAGGUUCCUCAACACACGAAGAACCAAGUCCUAAUGAGUAGAAUGUUCAAGAUUUGAGAAAUUAAGACAACAGUUUUCUUUAAUUGUGAAAAUUUGUUUCUUAAAGUGAAAUUUAUGAUGGCUUUGCCAAUGCAUUGUUCAUGAAAAAUGUUAGUCAUUGUGAAUUAAAGGGUACCAUUGGGCAAAUUUA